Molecule: messenger RNA, 1629 nt
Organism: Symbiodinium sp. CCMP2592
Lineage: Eukaryota; Dinophyceae; Suessiales; Symbiodiniaceae
Source: the annotation of a GenBank genome assembly
AUGGCAUGCAAAGAGCUGACAGAAGAAGGUGCAGACAACCUCCUAGAGCAGCUCGACACCGCGUACAGGCGUGUGGAGGAGUCGCAGGGCAGCAGAGUAAAGCUGGAGUCAGCAGAGAUCAACCUCUUGAAAGUGCUGGAGCAGGCACGCGACAUGCUCACCGCUGCGCUUAUGGCUUCUGCAGAUCGGGCGGCAUUGAAGGAAAUCUUCGGUGGUUCUUGCCGCAGAACUGGCAGAAUUCGAGCCGUUCUUGACGCCGCACAAUUCACCUCCGAGCGAGUCGUUGACCCACGGCUCAUGGGUUGCCGAAACGCCUGCGAGUCAGUGGAGCAAGUUCUGCGAGACCUCGGGCUAGGUGCAGCUCUGCGGGCUGCGCAGGUGGCCGAGCGAGAGGCACUGGCGAAAGAGAAGGCCAUGAUUGCAUCUACUCGCACGCCACCAAAACCGCCUCCAGGUGGCGAGGAUGCCGCCGCUGCAGCCGCUGCGGCUGCAGCGGCGAAGGUGGCAGAGGAAGCCGACCGCUUGGCCCGCGAAGAAGCGGCGAGGAAAGCUGCAGAAGCAGAAGAAGCUGCUAGAGCAGCUGCUGUUGAAGAAGCGGCGAGAGAGGCGGCCAAGGAAGAGGCCGCCAGAACAGCCGCCGCAGAAGCAGCAAGAAGAGCUGCAGAGGAAGAGGCCAGCCGAAAAGCUGCUGCUGAAGAGGUAGCCGCUGCAGAGGCAGCAAGAGUCGCUGAAGAGGAGGAGGCCGCUCGAAAAGCUGCCGAAGCGGAGGCGGCCAGAAGACUUGCCGAAGAGGCAGCCGCUGCAGAAGCAGCGAGAAGAGGUGAAGAGGAAGAGGCCGCUCGAAGAGCUGCUGCAGCAGACGCGGCGAGAAAAGCUGCUGAAGAGGCAGCCAGAAGAGACGCAGAAGCUCGCGCAGCUGAAAUGGCGGCCAGGAAAGCCUCUGAAGAGGAGGCUAGGAAGCGCCGUGAAGAAGAGGUGCAUCCGAAGGGCAAGGGCGGAAAAGGAAAAGGCAAAGCGAAAGGCAAGCAUCCAGGCGCAGAGGUGUGCACCCCGGCCCGACCGCUGUGUCACGCAGAGAAAGUCCCGCUGUGUAAGAUCGGUUGUGGCCGACAAGUUGCGCCCGGGGUGACCAGACAUGGGAAGCCUUUCGACACCUGCUGCCGGGGGUGCGCGCUUGGGGCGGGUCACGAUGAUCUUUGCGGAAAGAUCAACCCUUCCAAGGUUGGCCCAGGAAAGUGCAAGAUGGGCUGCGGCCUUGAUGCGGCCAAAGGCCGCGACUCUUCUGGCUGGGCCUUGGAUACCUGUUGCCGUGGUUGCGCCACUGGCGAAGGGCACGACGGGAAGUGCGGCAAGGAUGUCGGGGACAGGGACGUACCGUACACUACCAUUGACCCGGGUGAGUCCUUCUACCGUAUGGCGAAGCUCCAACUGCCAGUGGUUCAAUACAAUCAGCUCGUGCAGGAGAUUCGGGAACUGAACCGCAAAAGCCAGUCUUUGGAGGAAUGCCACCGCAAAUGCUCGGUGUUGAUUGGAGAUGGAAAGGAAGAGCUGCUACUGGAGCUGAGGAGGUUGCUUGCAGCCUCCAGCGUUCGGCUAAGCCGACGGUCUGAGGCUGCGAUUGGCGCGUAG